Danio aesculapii is the source of this 3931-nucleotide messenger RNA. RefSeq names its product myosin binding protein Cb (gene mybpc2b). The record is from RefSeq and is a predicted model, not a curated record. Lineage: Eukaryota; Metazoa; Chordata; Actinopteri; Cypriniformes; Danionidae. The transcript is spliced from 29 exons. Gene Ontology annotation, molecular function: protein binding. The coding region runs from base 93 to 3425 and encodes 1110 amino acids.
GGACGCUUUGAAUAACAGAGGGACUGUGAAAUAAAAAGCAAAAAAAAAGUGACACAAGCUGUCAGUCGAAGCAAGACAAGCAAGACGCAGCCAUGCCUGAGCCCACAGAAGCAGAGGUAAAACCAGAGGAAGCUCCAGGAGAUGAUGCCGAACCAACGGAGCUGACUGGACUUUUUGUGGAGAAGCCAGAAAGUGUGGUGGCCAUCGCAGGUAAAGAUGUAACGUUUGUGGUGAAGGUGGACUCCACCAAUCUGACACGUAAACCCACCAUGAAGUGGCUGAAGGGCAAGUGGAUGGACCUCGGCAGCAAAGCUGGAAAACACAUCCAGCUGAAAGAGACCUAUGACAGGAACACCAAGAUCUACACGUAUGAGAUGAAGUUAGUCAAGGUGGUCCCAGGAGAUGCGGGUGGAUACAGGUGUGAAGUGUCUGCCAAAGACAAAUGUGACAGCUGCACCUUUGAGGUCACGGUGGAGGCUGCUGAACAAGAGGAGCAAGCGGAUAUUUUGUCUGCCUUCAAAAGAGCUGAUGCUGGGGAGGAUGAAGGUGAUCUGGACUUCAGUGCCCUUCUCAAAGCCGCUAAAAAGAAGAAGAAGCCAGAGCCUGAGCUGGAGGUGGAUGUUUGGGAGCUCCUGAAAAGCGCUCAUCCCAGUGAAUACGAGAAGAUAGCCUUCAAGUACGGCAUCACUGACCUGCGUGGCAUGUUGAAGCGACUCAAGAAGAUGAAAGUUGUGGAGCCCAAGUUCAGCGAGGCUUUCCUGAGGCGUUUGGAGUCGGCAUACUCUGUUAAUAAGGGGAAGAAGAUCGUCCUGUCUGUGGAGGUAGCAGAUCCUGCGGCGGAGGUCAAAUGGCUGAGGAACGGACAAGAGAUCAAACCCUCUGCCAAGUACAUCAUGGAAGCCGAUGGAAACAUUCGAACCCUGACAAUCAACAGAUGCAGUCUGGCAGAUGAUGCUGCGUAUGAAUGCGUGGUCGGGAAUGAUAAAUGCUUCACUGAAGUUUUUGUUAAAGAACCACCAAUCACCAUCACUAAACUUCUGGAUGAUUAUCAUGUUGUGGUUGGAGAACGAGUGGAGUUUGAGAUUGAAGUGUCUGAGGAGGGAGCUCACGUCAUUUGGUUGUUUGAGGAACAGCAGCUGUCUCGAGAUGACAAAGAUUCAAAGUACCGUUUUAAAAAGGAUGGAAAACGCCACUGUCUCAUUAUUCAAGAAGCGACUUUGGAAGACAACGGCAUGUUCUAUGUGUACACCAACGGAGGCCAUUCGAAAGGAGAGCUGAUUGUUGAAGAUAAGGAACUGGAAGUGUUGCAAAGUAUCGCCGAUCUUACAGUCAAAUCGGCAGAGCAAGCUAUGUUCAAGUGUGAAGUGUCUGAUGAGAAAGUGACAGGCAAAUGGUUUAAAGACGGAGUGGAAGUUCUGCCCAGUGAGCGCAUUAAGAUUUCUCACAUCGGCAGAAUUCAUCGUUUAACUAUUGACGACGUGAAGCCUGGGGAUGCUGGAGAUUACACAUUUGUGCCGGAUGGUUAUGCGCUCUCCAUCUCCGCUAAACUCAACUUCCUGGAAAUCAAGAUUGACUAUGUUCCCAGACAAGAUCCUCCCAAAAUCCAUUUGGAUGUUGCUGGUAACAUGGUUUCCCAAAACACCAUCAUUGUUGUGGCUGGAAACAAGCUGCGUCUGGAUGUGGAGAUCACUGGAGAACCUGCUCCCGUGGUUUGCUGGAUGAGGGAUGAUAAGCCGGUGACAGACUCGGAGGGCCGAGUCCGUGUGGAAAACAAGAAAGACCUGAGCUGCUUCAUCAUUGAAGGAGCAGAGCGAGAAGAUGAAGGCAACUACACCAUCACUGUCACCAACCCGGCGGGAGAAGACAAAGCCCACCUGUUCAUCAAAAUCGUAGAUGUUCCUGAUCCUCCUGAGAACGUGAAGUGCACUGGAGUUGGAGAAGACAAUGCUAAUAUCAUCUGGGAUCCUCCAAAGUUUGAUGGAGGAGCACCUUUAAAGGGCUAUCUGAUGGAGAGGAAGAAGAAAGGAUCAUCUAGAUGGACGAAACUGAACUUUGACGUCUACGAGAGCACCACAUACGAGGCCAAGCGCAUGAUUGAGGGCAUCUUGUAUGAAAUGAGGGUGUUUGCUGUCAAUGGCAUCGGCAUUUCAGCUCCCAGCCUCAACUCGAAACCGUUCAUGCCGAUAGCCCCUACCAGCGAGCCCACGAAGCUGACGGUGGAUGAUGUGACGGACACCACGUGCUCUCUGAAGUGGCUCGCUCCUGAGAAGAUCGGCGCUGGAGGUCUGGAUGGAUACAUCAUUGAGUUCUGCAAGGAAGGAGAGUCGGAGUGGCAUCCCGCUAACACAGAUCUGGUGGAGCGCCAGAGUUACGUGGUCAGAAAUCUUCCCACCGGAGAGAAGAUGAACUUCCGUGUGGUUGCAGUGAACAUUGCAGGCCGAAGCCCUCCUGCGCUACUGGGACAGCCAGUGACCGUCAGGGAGAUCAUGGAGCAUCCAAAGAUCCGUCUGCCUCGUGACCUCAGAACCAAGUACAUCCGGAGAGUCGGAGAGAAAAUCAACCUCGUCAUCCCCUUCCAGGGCAAACCUCGUCCUAUUGCCACAUGGCAGAAGGACGGCCAGCCAGUGGAUGAGAAGAAAGUGGGCAUCAGGAACUCAAAUGUAGACUCGAUCCUCUUCAUCCGCUCAGCUGAGAGAGAUCAUUCUGGAAAAUACACACUUACACUGAAGAUUGAAAACAUGGAGGACUCAGCCACUAUAGAAAUCCGAAUUGUAGAUAAACCCGGCCCUCCGAUUGGAGUGCAUGUGACUGAUGUCUGGGGCUUCAACGCAGCAUUAGAGUGGAAACCACCCAAAGACGACGGCAACUGUGAGAUCACCGGCUACACCAUCCAGAAAGCAGACAAGAAAACCAAGGAGUGGUUUACGGUGUAUGAACACAAUCGCCGCACAAACUGCACCGUGUCGGAUCUGAUCAUCGGAAACGAGUACAUGUUCCGCGUCUACAGUGAAAACCUCUGCGGCCUCAGUGAAGACCCCUGCAUGAGCAAGAACAACGCCAUCAUCUCCAAAUCCGGUUUGGACUACAAACCUUCUCCUUAUAAAGAGAAGGACAUGAACUGUGCUCCGAAGUUCACUGCGCCACUGAUCGACCGAGCUGUGACUAUCGGCUAUAGCACCGCCAUCAGCUGCGCUGUCAGAGCCUUCCCCAAGCCGAAGAUCAUCUGGAUGAAGAACAAGAUGAUUAUUGGUGACGAUCCAAAGUUCCUGAUGCAGAAUAACCAGGGAGUUCUCACGCUCAAUAUCCGCAAACCCAGCACCUUCGACAGUGGCAAAUACUCCUGCAAGGCUGUAAAUGAACUCGGAGAAGACGAGGUGGAAUGCAGAUUGGAAAUCAAAGCCGCACCGAUAGAGAAGAAGGACUAGACGGAUGAGAGCCUGUCAACAGCAGAGACCAAGCGGAUCGGAAAUGACGUCCACUGAGUACGAUUGACCACAAACCUCUGCUUUAAAGUCCUGUGUGUGUGUGUGUGUGUUCAUGAACACCAGCUCACACGCUCUCGCUCUGGUUUUUUUAGCUUCUGAUGGCUCUGAAUAAACACUCGGUUGACUGCAUUAAGCCCCAGUGAGAAAUAUUUUUAUCAAAACUAUAGCAACCGGUGACGUUGUGCCACGGACAAUUAUGCAUGUUCAAAAACAAUGGCUUUAAUAGCGACUGAAAAAACGCAGAUCUGUCCUUGCAGUAUUAGUCGCCACAAAUGAUUUUAAGUGAAAGCGAGCGAACUGUAAUGUGAUCUGAAUAAUCGGAGUGCGUUAUAUGAUGACUAUGAGUCUUAAUGCAGUCUUAAAGCAUUAUCUAGAAUGUGUUUGUUCAAUUGUGUCUGCAGUUGUUGUGUUGCAGAACAGAAAAUAAAACUAAUAUAUGACAACUA